CUGCAAGGUUUCGUGAUGGGAUAUUUCGAGAAGCAGAAUACAAUUUUUUUUAUCUGAGGGAGCUUCAACUGUUUAUGGAAGGAGGAAUGUUUUGCAAUCCAUAUGACAUCUACUUGUUUCUCAAACGUUGUCCAUCCUUGCAGAAAUUGUUCAUCGAUCUGGAUGAUUACCAAUUUGAGUGUGGAGUGUAUUGGGAAUUGCAUCAGAAGCAUCAACUCAACACCAUCGAUCACCUCUUCACUCGACUCCAAUUUGUUGUGCUAAAAAAUUUCAAGUUUAUGGAUCAUGAAAUUGAGUUGGUUAAAAUGAUUUUGGAAAGAGCAUCUAUUUUGGACAAGUUGUAUCUGAUCCCACCAAAAUCUGGUCGUUACAGCAAGUUAGAACCAGAUUUAGCAAAGUAUGAUAAAUAUUUUCAGACAUUUAAAAUAGCAUCAAAAAACUUUGGAAUAGAUUAUAAGGAGCAUUGUGUCAAGUUUCCAACUCAUAGCAAAUGUUGGUUCCACCAGAGUUUGGGUUUGGGUGGUAUCUAUAACUAAUAAUUAAGGAUGUGUUUGGGAGUGGUGUUUGUUUUCUUAGCAUGGGAGGAUAAAAGCAAUUAAGUUGUUAUGUUAUGUUUGUAAUGGGUCUUCAUGUUUUGAACUUAUGUUUUUUGUUUGUUUU
Molecule: messenger RNA, 660 nt
Organism: Cicer arietinum (chickpea)
Lineage: Eukaryota; Viridiplantae; Streptophyta; Magnoliopsida; Fabales; Fabaceae
Product: putative FBD-associated F-box protein At1g61330
Source: RefSeq, a predicted model, not a curated record